UGAUUUCUUGUCCCCCCCCCCCCCCCCCCCUCUUUCUUGUUUUUCAUCUUUGCGACAACGACUCACUUCGAAGCUUCCCUUCUGGAAACUUGAGAUAUUAUCGUUCAUCUCUGGAUGUGAUUGGGGUUUUAUAUUCAUUUAGUGCUUCUGAAGUCUGUUGCAAAUGUGAGUAAACAAUGAAUAUCUCCUCUUGGAAUGGAACUCUCUCAUCUGAUGAUUUUUAUGCUGCUGCAUUAACUCUUUCUGAGAAAUGGAAACAGAUGAACCCUGCCUUUCCUUCUUGGAAAUGGGUCCCUUUACGAAGAUCACCAUGGGUUGCUUCUCAUGAAGAUGAUGGAUACUUAUCUCUAGAAAACUUUUGUAUUAUCAAAUCUAACGAGGAAGUUCAUGAUGAAAGAGCUCUGACAGGUAAAGAGGAUUCCAGCUACACUACAAUUGAAGAGCCGAUUGAUGAUGCUACAUUGGUUGAGAGCUAUGCUGAGGAAAUACAUUUCUAUGAUUUCCAUAUAAUUCACAGUGCUUCAUAUAGAGUUCCAGUGCUAUACUUUCGUGCAUACUACUCUGAUGGAAGAUUUUUGGCAUUGGAUGAUAUUAAAGAAGACCUUCCUCCCAGCUCCUUGAAGAUGUUACAGGAAUCAAAAUGGACAUUCAUAACUCCAGAGGAACAUCCAUACUUGAACCGGCCAUGGUAUACACUGCAUCCGUGUGCGACCAGUGAGUGGAUGAAGCUAUUGUAUCUUAGUGAUGAUUCACUAACCAAAGAAAAAAGAGCUAUCCAACUAUACUUGGUGUCAUGGCUAUCAGUCGUUGGUCCAGUGGUUGGUCUGAGAAUUCCCCUUGGAAUGCUAAAUAACUCUCGCCAGUUGAGCCCUUCAUCUUUUAUUCUUAAUGGUUCAUCUCUUGAUGAAACCUUAAGUGGGAUUGUUCAUACUCAAAGUUCUCUUGGUUAAGAACUUCCAGACUUGCUCCCGAUUUCUCAGUUUCUUGCAUUGAUGUGGAUAGGAAAAAAUGGUGUGCCUCCCUGAUGCUCAUGCCCAUCUUCAUUUUCGUGAUAAAAUCCCUAUUAAUGGAAGGAAAAUGUUUAAUUUUUAACCAUUGUUUUCUGGGAAAGUUCCUUAUUAUAACCACUGUUCUAUGCA
This is a messenger RNA of Macadamia integrifolia, 1139 nucleotides long. RefSeq names its product ubiquitin-like-conjugating enzyme ATG10. Gene Ontology annotation, biological process: macroautophagy; protein modification by small protein conjugation; protein lipidation. Bases 177 to 950 code for a protein of 257 amino acids. The transcript has 7 exons. Lineage: Eukaryota; Viridiplantae; Streptophyta; Magnoliopsida; Proteales; Proteaceae. The record is from RefSeq and is a predicted model, not a curated record. Gene Ontology annotation, cellular component: intracellular anatomical structure. Gene Ontology annotation, molecular function: Atg12 transferase activity.